Messenger RNA from Betta splendens (Siamese fighting fish), 2498 nucleotides. It is a transcript of the gene gnsb, whose product is annotated as glucosamine (N-acetyl)-6-sulfatase (Sanfilippo disease IIID), b. The record is from RefSeq and is a predicted model, not a curated record. Gene Ontology annotation, molecular function: glycosaminoglycan binding; N-acetylglucosamine-6-sulfatase activity. The transcript is spliced from 13 exons. Gene Ontology annotation, biological process: glycosaminoglycan metabolic process. Lineage: Eukaryota; Metazoa; Chordata; Actinopteri; Anabantiformes; Osphronemidae. Bases 157 to 1713 code for a protein of 518 amino acids.
UGUGACCACAAACUCCACUUCCUCAAACUUGCGGCUCGUGGGUCCGUCCAGCCUCCGCACGCGCACUUUCACAACCCUCCCUCCGUCAACGCAGUAAACGAAACCGAGCCUCGCUCCAUCUGCUCGCGUGUUCGUGGAGCAGCGCCGGCUUUGGGGAUGGCAGGUCCGAGGGUCGGAGCCGGAGCGAGCGGACGCCGGCACGCGGCCGCGGUGCUCGCGCUGCUCGCGCUGCUGACGGCUCAGCUCACCUGCGGCGUCGGGCGCGUGGACGCGUCCAAGCAGAGCAACAUCGUCCUGAUCGUGGCCGACGACCAGGACGUGGUGCUGGGCGGGAUGACUCCCAUGAAGAACACCAAAGCGCUAAUAGGAGACGCGGGAGCCACGUUCGUGAACGCCUUCACGGUGACGCCGCUGUGCUGCCCGAGCAGGAGCAGCGUCCUCACGGGCCGGUACCCCCACAACCACGCGGUGAGGAACAACUCCCUGUCCGGGAACUGCUCCAGCCGCCUGUGGCAGACGGGGCCCGAGGCCGAGGCCCUGCCCGUGUACCUGAGCAAGCGGGGCUACCAGACCUUCUUCGCGGGGAAAUACCUGAACCAGUACGGGGCGAAGGACGCGGGGGGCGCGGGCCACGUCCCGCCCGGCUGGGACCAGUGGGUGGCGCUGGUGGGGAACUCCCAGUACUACAACUACACGCUGUCGGUGAACGGCAAAGAGGAGGAGCACGGCGGCAGCUACGAGCAGGACUACCUCACCGACCUCAUCACCAACCGCUCCCUCCGCUUCCUGGACCAGCGCAGUCCCCAGCAUCCCUUCUUCCUGAUGCUGUGCCCUCCGGCUCCACACUCCCCGUGGGCGGCGGCGCCCCAGUACCGGAGCCACUUCAGCAACGUGAAGGCGCCUCGCGACGGGAGCUUCGACAAGCCGGCGAAGGACAAGCACUGGCUGCUGCGUCGCGCCGCCAACCCCAUGUCCAACAGCUCCGUCAGCUUCCUGGACGACGCCUUCCGGAAAAGGUGGCGGACGCUCCUGUCCGUGGACGACAUGGUGGCGGCGCUGGUCCGGAAGCUCGACAGCCUGCAGGCGCUCAACGACACCUACGUCUUCUACACGUCCGACAACGGCUACCACACAGGCCAGUUCUCUCUGCCCAUCGAUAAGAGGCAGCUGUACGAGUUCGACAUCCGGGUGCCGCUCAUGGUCCGAGGUCCGGGCAUCGAACCCAAGCAGACGCUGCAGGCGCCCGUGCUGAACAUCGACCUGGCUCCGACCAUCCUCGACGUGUCCGGGCUGAACCUGUCGUCUGUGAAUGUGGACGGACAGUCCUUUCUCUCUCAGAUGGCCCCGUCGCUGCGUAACGGCACCACUCGGCCCUUUUUCCUGGUCGAAUACACGGGGGAGGGGAACCCGAAGGCGGACCCUGCUUGUCCUCAAGUGGGACCUGGACUCUCUCAAUGUUUCCCAGACUGCGUGUGCGAAGACGCCUUCAACAACACGUACGCCUGCGUCCGGACCCUCGACGGCGCCGCCAACCUGCAGUACUGCGAGUUUGCCGACACCGAGUCGUUCGUGGAGGUCUACAAUAUGACGGCAGACCCGCACCAGCUGGAGAACAUCCUGAAGAAGGUGGACCCGUCAGUGCUGCAAACCAUGAACCAGCGGCUCAUAAAGCUCCAGUCCUGUGUGGGCAACAGCUGCCGAGACAUAAAGUAGAGAAGCGGCCCGGCAGAACCGGCUCGUUGGAGAGGCCUUCAUUACGAGGAUGACCCGUUACAGGAGGAGAAGCACAAGGAUCCAACCCAGGUCACAACAGAACCAUCAGUGAGGCCAGAGGUUCUAUGUUACUGUGCUUCUCCCUCUGUGAUGCUUCACGUUGAUGAAGCCUUUGCUUUAUUUCUCAGUGUUUUUAAGGUGUGUCCUGCUGGUUCUGCCUUUAAACUGGACUAUUCUUUAAACUAGUGAAAUCUCUUCUAAUCACACAAACUGGCGAGGCCAGUCGCUGUGGCUGUUAUCUGAGCCAAAACACCCUGGAACCAGCUCCUCGUUGAGUCCAGGCAGCUGGUAAAUCAGCUUUUUGCCCGGUUUGUGUGAGAACGAUGAUGUGAAGUCGAACAGUGAGAUGGAAGUUUGAAGCUGCUCACAGAUGGAAUCAGGGUUUUUUUUGUUUCCAGUGUCUGAGCUUCAUCCACAGCACUGAUUCUUUAAUUUACCUCCAAGAUUUUCUAAAUCAUUAAAUUUAAUGAACUUUACUUUUGUUUCUGGAGCACUUUUCUUUAAACAGACCACAGUCGCAGCUUUUAGAUUUUUAAUCACAGGGUUUGUUUGGUUUUUUUAACAGUGGAGGGAAAGUGAUGUGAUUCUAUUAAGAUGUGUUUUGUAACUGUGGGGAACUUGAAUGAAAUGUUUUAAUGUGUUAAAUGCACUAAUAACAAUCUGUGCCUUUUUUAAAUGUGAACGUUUCUAUUUUGAUGCAAUAAAUCUACAUUUGGGCAUGUUAA